Messenger RNA from Microcebus murinus (gray mouse lemur), 816 nucleotides. It is a transcript of the gene ISCA1, whose product is annotated as iron-sulfur cluster assembly 1. Gene Ontology annotation, molecular function: 2 iron, 2 sulfur cluster binding. The record is from RefSeq and is a predicted model, not a curated record. NCBI's taxonomy places the organism in Eukaryota, Metazoa, Chordata, Mammalia, Primates, Cheirogaleidae. Gene Ontology annotation, cellular component: cytoplasm; mitochondrion. Gene Ontology annotation, biological process: iron-sulfur cluster assembly.
GUGCGCCGGAGCUUGUGGCGUCAAUGCGCCCGCCGUGUCCAUGGAGAGAGGCUGAGGCUGCUGAGCUCUGGCCCGAGGCACUGGGCGCCGGGGUGGCGAAGAUGUCGGCUUCGUUAGUCCGGGCCACCGUCCGGGCUGUGAGCAAGAGGAAACUGCAGCCCACCCGAGCCGCCCUCACCCUAACACCGUCAGCAGUAAACAAGAUAAAACAGCUCCUUAAAGAUAAGCCUGAGCACGUAGGUGUGAAAGUUGGUGUCCGAACCAGAGGCUGUAAUGGCCUUUCUUACACUCUAGAAUAUACAAAAACAAAAGGAGAUUCUGAUGAAGAAGUUGUUCAAGAUGGAGUCAGAGUGUUCAUCGAAAAGAAAGCACAACUAACACUUUUAGGAACAGAAAUGGACUAUGUCGAAGACAAAUUAUCCAGUGAGUUUGUGUUCAAUAACCCAAACAUCAAAGGAACUUGUGGCUGUGGGGAAAGCUUUAAUAUCUGAAACCUCAGGACUCUCUGGCUAUGAGCUCCAGGAGCACUCACAGACUCCGCCUUGGGGCUUACUGAAGAAAUCAUGUGACUAUCGCCUGUUUAAUGUGUGGCUGCCUUGUAAGAAAAUAAAGUGAUGCAUUUUGAAAACGAAGCCAAUAUGUUAGAUUCAGGAAGAAGUGAUAUUUGAAUUCUCUGUAGGGGACAGAAAAUGAAGUACCAUCACCCUCUUUGUGGAUAUUUUUCUUUUCUUGUAAAGAGAAAAAUCCUACCCUUCACUUAAGUCUCUUGGACCCUUUCUUUUAGAACCAGUUUCAUUAAAAAGGAUUGGAUCUCUA